Xiphias gladius (swordfish) is the source of this 2628-nucleotide messenger RNA. It is a transcript of the gene slitrk5, whose product is annotated as SLIT and NTRK-like protein 5. The record is from RefSeq and is a predicted model, not a curated record. Gene Ontology annotation, cellular component: membrane. Bases 1 to 2628 code for a protein of 875 amino acids. Gene Ontology annotation, molecular function: protein binding. Gene Ontology annotation, biological process: axonogenesis; regulation of presynapse assembly; positive regulation of synapse assembly. The transcript has a single exon. NCBI's taxonomy places the organism in Eukaryota, Metazoa, Chordata, Actinopteri, Istiophoriformes, Xiphiidae.
AUGCAUAUCUGGAUCCUAAAAAUAAUCCUUCUGAUUGCAUCAUCUCUGAGGUUGGUCGAGAUGUAUGACAAUUAUGGGGAGAUCUGUCGAAAUCUGUGCACAUGCGAGGAGAAGGAAGGGAUCCUGACAGUGAGCUGCGAGAACCGGGGGAUCAUCAGACUGACAGAGAUCAGCCCGGUCCAUUUCUCCGUAUACCACCUCCUGCUGACAGGGAACCUCCUGAAGAAGCUGUCAGUCAAUGAUUUCAUCAAUUACACCGGGGUGACCAUCCUGCACUUGGGGAACAAUGAUAUCUCGGAGAUAGAGUCGGGUGCCUUCAAUGGACUCCAGGGAUUAAAAAGGUUGCACCUGAAUAACAAUAAGAUUGAAGUUCUUAGGGAUGACACCUUUGCAGGAUUGGAGAGUUUGGAAUACCUACAGAUUGAUUAUAAUUACGUCACCAAUAUAGAACCCAAUGCCUUGAGCAAACUACACCAACUAACAGUGAUGAUUUUGAAUGACAACCUACUCUCUGCCCUGCCUCCGAAUAUCUUCCGGAAUGUUCCCCUUACGCACUUGGACCUGAGGGGGAACCGGUUAAAAAUGUUCCCCUACAUCGGCCUCCUGGAGCACAUGGACAAAGUUGUGGAAUUACAACUGGAGGAGAAUCCGUGGAAUUGCUCCUGCGAGCUCAUUGCUCUGAAGGCUUGGCUGGAGAGUAUAGCUUAUACGGCUCUGGUGGGAGAAGUGGUGUGCGAGACACCGUUCAGGCUACACGGUAGGGACCUGGAUGAGGUGUCCAAGCAGGAACUCUGCCCAAGAAGACCCCUAGAAGACACGGUCAGGCCUGCACCCCCUAGCAGCACCAAUGGAUAUUACCAGACCACACCUGCUGCUGUCACAGCCUCUGCCACCUCCUCAGCUGUUUUUAGGUUCUCUUCUAGACCUACCAAGGGCACACGGCAAUUUAAUAGAACUAGGUUAAAGCCCACUUCCCGAAUACCAGGUGGUAACUCUUACAACUAUGGCCCCAUUAUUGCUUUUCAGACCAAAUCUCCCGUGCCUUUGGACUGCCCCACUGCCUGCACAUGUAAUCUGCAGAUAUCUGAAAUUGGGCUAAAUGUCAACUGCCAAGAGAGAAAGAUUGAAAGCAUUUCUGAUCUAAAACCCAAGCCAUACAAUCCUAAAAAAAUGUAUCUCACUGGAAAUUACAUCCCUGUGGUGCGUAGAUCAGAUUUUGUCGAUGCCACUGGAUUGGAUUUGCUUCACCUGGGAAACAACAGGAUAACGCUGAUCCACGACCGGGCAUUUGGGGAUUUAACCAACCUGCGUAGGCUGUAUUUGAAUGGUAAUCUCAUGGACAGGCUAACGGGAGAAAUGUUUUUUGGUUUGCAGAACUUACAGUAUCUUUAUUUAGAGUACAACAAAAUCAAGGAGGUUGAUGCAGGCACUUUCCGCUACCUUCCUAAUCUCCAGCUGCUUUUCCUCAACAAUAACCUCCUGAAAACCUUACCUGUGGGCAUCUUUUCCAGCCUCUCGCUGUCUAGGCUUAAUCUGCGCAACAACUAUUUCCAAAACCUGCCUGUGAGUGGUGUUUUAGAUCAGCUGAAGCUGCUGGUGCAAAUAGAUCUGUUUGAAAACCCCUGGGACUGUUCCUGUGACAUAGUGGGGAUGAAGAUAUGGCUGGAGCAGCUCAGCGCAGGCACUGUGGUUAACGAAGUUGUGUGUGAGACACCCAGGCACCACACAGGAAUGGACCUGCGCUCCAUCCAGUCGGAGCAGCUCUGCCCAGACUACUCUGAUGCUUACGUCUCGCCAACUCCCCCUACGGACGAGCCUAUGGACGACCGGGUCGUCACCACAGCCGCUCCACAGAAGUCCAACACUCCCAGCAGCACUGUCCCCCUCUCUGUCCUCAUACUCAGCCUCCUGCUUGUUUUCAUCAUGUCCGUCUUUGUGGCUGCAGGGCUGUUUGUUGUAGUGAUGAAAAAGCGCAAAAAGUCACAGAGUGACCGCACUAGCACCAACAAUUCAGACGUCAGCUCUUUUAACUUGCAGUACAGCCUCUACAGCAACCGCUCUGGCCCUAAAGUUAAGGCCCCAGCCGGUCACGUCUACGAGUAUAUUCCCCAUCCCAUGGGCCAUAUGUGCAAAAACCCCAUUUACAGGUCACGGGAAGGAAACACAGUGGAGGAUUACCGUGACCUCCAUGAGCUCAAGGUCACAUACAGGAGUAACCCGGAUGAGGAGAGGGAUAGCAGUACGAUGAGGAGCCCUACGUACAGUGUUAGCACCAUCGAGCCACGUGAAAACCCCUCCCCUGUCCAGGAUGCAGACCAUUUCUUCAGAGGCAUCCUUGAGCCUGACAAGCAGUCCCCUCAUCAGUCCAUCCCAUCCAUCCCAGCAGGUGCCAAUUUAGAGUACAAGUACACAGGGCCUGUGUCGUACACAUACAACCCUAAUUUUGAUGUCAGACGUCAGUUCUUGCACCCGGAGAGGAUAAGAGAAACAGUGCUCUAUGGCACAGCACCCAGUACUGUUUAUGUUGAGCCCAGCAGAAAUGAGUAUUUGGAGCUAAAAGCUAAACUGCAGUCUGAGCCCGAUUACCUCGAAGUUCUUGAGAAACAGACCACCUUUAGCCAGUUCUGA